This is a messenger RNA of Melitaea cinxia (Glanville fritillary), 1358 nucleotides long. RefSeq names its product transformer-2 protein homolog alpha (gene Tra2). The transcript is spliced from 9 exons. The coding region runs from base 131 to 967 and encodes 278 amino acids. Gene Ontology annotation, molecular function: RNA binding. The record is from RefSeq and is a predicted model, not a curated record. Gene Ontology annotation, cellular component: spliceosomal complex. Gene Ontology annotation, biological process: positive regulation of mRNA splicing, via spliceosome. NCBI's taxonomy places the organism in Eukaryota, Metazoa, Arthropoda, Insecta, Lepidoptera, Nymphalidae.
UUGUAUUUCAUCGCGACCGCGUUGCGAUGUGCUAGUAAUAUUGUGUGUUCAGGAAUCUUGGUGUAUAUUUAGACUGAUUGUGUGUUAAUCACUAAGCUUUUAUUGUUUGUUUUAAAUACCUAUACUCAUCAUGUCUGAUCGCGAGAGGAGCCGCUCGAGGACUCGCAACGGGUCUCGGGAGCCAGGUCCGAAAGCAGCAGCCAUGUCUCGCGGUCACAGCCGAAGCCGGUCACGCACGCCGCCCCCGCCAAAAGCAUCCAGCAGAAAAUACAGAAGCCCGGACUUAGCAGUUGCAGCGUCAGGGCCAAAGUCUCGGUCCCGCUCGGGCUCCCCGCGCCGCGGUUACCGCUCGCGCUACUCCCGCAGCCGUUCCCGCAGUUACUCACCCCGGGGCUCCUAUCGCCGAUCCCACAGCCAUAGUCCCAUGUCGUCCCGGAGACGGCACCUUGGUGAUCGGGUGAGGCUUUUGGAAAACCCAACUCCAUCACGUUGUCUUGGAGUUUUUGGUUUGAGUCUCUACACAACUGAACAGCAGAUUCAUCAUAUUUUCUCAAAAUUUGGCCCUGUCGACAAAGUACAAGUAGUUAUAGAUGCUAAGACGGGUCGUUCAAGAGGUUUCUGCUUCGUGUACUUCGAGUCUCAAGACGACGCGAAGGUUGCCAAAAAUGAGUGCACGGGUAUGGAGAUAGAUGGACGUCGCAUUCGCGUCGACUACUCUAUCACCCAGCGUGCCCAUACACCCACACCUGGCAUCUAUAUGGGGAAACCUACGCAUGUUAGAGGCGAUAAUGGCUACGACAGGCGUCGAGACAGAGACGACUACUACUACCGCGGCGGCUACCGCGAGCGCGAGCGCGACUACUACGCGCGCUACCGGCACCGCUCGCCGUCGCCGCACUACCGCCGGCGCCGCUACGAGCGCGAGCGCUCCUACUCGCCGCGUAUCGAAAAAAGAAGGAAUGGAUGAAGUUCCUUGAAACUUGUGUGAAAAUGUUAAUUGAAAUGAAAAACCUUUCAAAAUGGUCGCCGAUCCCAGACCAGCCAGUCUCCGGACAGAAAGUGUCGCUCGGUCGGUAAAGAAUAUGAUCGCCCCUUUGUAGCAGCUUUGUAUGAAGCUCAAGCUCGCAAGACGCAAGACGGAAGUCGCGCACAGAUCAUAUUCUUUCUCACACCUCGAACGUUACACGUUACAGUUUACAGUUACAGUAUUCUGGUACAGAUUAUAUAUAUGGUGAUCCGAUGCAUUUUAUCCGAUUAUAUGUAUUUAUCUAUCGAUUUUUAGUCUGGUAACACCGUAUUUUAGUUGUAGACUUGUUUUGUGAGCGACUUGUUAAUAAAUUGAUAGUUUUCUAAUGUCA